AUGACUUUUAAAACAGGCAAAAUAAGAACCCAUAUUUUUCAACGUUCGACACGUGUCCCUAAUGAGACAAAUCUUUCCCCCGCCUUUAAACCACGCCAGUAUUCUCCUUCACCACCAGAACGUACUGUAGAGAUUCUGCAAAACCAAAAACCCUGCUUCACUGUCCUCCAAAACCCCUUCCCUCAGGACCGCCUGGACCUCCCUCUCGACGCCCUCAUCGCCGAAUCCAAGCAACAACGCCGUCACAACAGCCACGCUCACCAGCCACGAGGGCAUAACGGUCAUUUCGGCGGCGGAGGCUCCACCUCAGGCCCCUCUCGUCGGCCGAUGAACCGCAACGCCUACAGAACGGCGCCGUAUCCCACUCUGCCGGAAAUGCAAGGACAGCCUGGACCCAGAAGGAUUGAGCUGCCAUUGGCUUUGAGCCAAGCGAUGAACAGUGAGGGAAGCACCAAGCUUUAUAUAUCUAACUUGGACUAUGAUGUUACCAAUCGAGAUAUAGAGUUGCUCUUCUCUGAGGUUGGUGAAUUGGAAAGGCACUCAAUCCAUUAUGAUAAAAGUGGAAGAUCUAAGGGAACAGCUGAAGUUGUCUAUAAGCACUAUUCAGAUGCUCUAGCAGCAAUCGAGAGAUACAACAAUCAGCAUCUUGAUGGAAAGAAAGUGGAAAUUAAGCUUGUGGGA
Rosa chinensis is the source of this 681-nucleotide messenger RNA. Its product is annotated as THO complex subunit 4B-like. Gene Ontology annotation, cellular component: nucleus. NCBI's taxonomy places the organism in Eukaryota, Viridiplantae, Streptophyta, Magnoliopsida, Rosales, Rosaceae. The record is from RefSeq and is a predicted model, not a curated record. Gene Ontology annotation, biological process: mRNA export from nucleus. The annotation marks the transcript as partial. Gene Ontology annotation, molecular function: mRNA binding. The transcript is spliced from 4 exons.